Molecule: messenger RNA, 1274 nt
Organism: Panonychus citri (citrus red mite)
Lineage: Eukaryota; Metazoa; Arthropoda; Arachnida; Trombidiformes; Tetranychidae
Gene: Grx5
Product: glutaredoxin-related protein 5, mitochondrial-like
Exons: 2
Coding region: 142-576 (144 amino acids)
Source: RefSeq, a predicted model, not a curated record
UUUUCUCUUUGGCAACAAAUGUGUUGAAAAGAUUUCGUCUUAAAUUGUUUGAAUAUUUAUUAUCUCCUUGAUUGUGAUAAUUUAAUUGUCCAUUUUAGUUGAUGUUAAUUUUUCGUUGAUUGACUUGACAAUUGUUCCAUUAUGUCUCUACUUUCAUCUUUUAUCAGAACAGCGAGUCGAGUACCGACCAGUAUCUCCCGAACCCAAUUCAAUGCUUUAUUUUCAACUAGUCCCGAAUGGAAGGAGAAACUUGAUAAAAUGGUUUCAUCUAAUAAGGUUGUUGUUUUCAUGAAAGGAGUUCCAAAUGCUCCUAGAUGUGGUUUCUCAAAUGCUGUUACUCAGGUUCUUCGGAUGCAUGGAGUUGAUUAUGAUGCACAUGACGUUCUAAGUGAUGAGGAUCUUAGACAAGCGAUUAAAGAUUACACCAAUUGGCCUACUAUACCUCAAAUCUACAUAAAUGGACAGUUUGUCGGUGGAUGUGAUAUUAUACUUCAAAUGCACAAAACUGGUGAACUAAUUGAUAUGCUCAAAACAAUUGGUAUAAAAUCAGCUUUAAGUGAAACAGAAUCCCAAUGACAUUUACUUGUUAGUUUAUAAUUAUCACUUAGUGUAUUUAUGAUGAGCCAAAAUCCAUGUUUCUACAAUCGGCCAUUUUGCUCACUACUUUUUUGUUUUGCCUUCUUCGUACUCGAAACAGCAAAAGAAAGAGAGAGAAUCAAUUAUCUCUCUUCCUCAUCUCUCUGAUAUAUAUUUUCAUCAAAGAGAUAAUCUUGAUUCAUAUAUAUUCAAAAAAAUGUUGCAAAAUAGCAAUUGUAACUAUACCAAACUGAGUAAAUCAAAAUUGAUCAAGUUAAAUCAACAAAUCAAACCAAAAACUUAGUUAUUUAACCUGAUAAAUUGUGUAGUUUUAGUCAACAAUUGUAAUACCAAACCAACGAUUGUGAUUUUGAUUUAAAGAUCAAUCUAAAUCUCCCACUAAAUCAAAGUUUACUUUUUAUUGUAUUCAGAUAAAUUACCAUUAGGAAAGAGACUUGUUGAGGCUCAUUGAAAUUCAUUGUAUCAUAAUUAGACUCAAAUUGUAGCUGUUAUAUAUUUUAAUUAAUUUCUAAAUUUGUGGAAACCAACAAAACAAAAAAAGGAAAAGAGAUGACCAGGAGAGAGGAAUCAUCAUCAAAAAGGAAAAGUAACCAAGGAUAAAGACAAAGAUAAAAGUGCCAAUGCUGUUUACAGGAAGGAAAAAGAAUUAAAUUGUCAAGUCCAGUUUACAUCGAAAA